Molecule: messenger RNA, 404 nt
Organism: Stegodyphus dumicola
Lineage: Eukaryota; Metazoa; Arthropoda; Arachnida; Araneae; Eresidae
Product: glutamate receptor 1-like
Source: RefSeq, a predicted model, not a curated record
CAUCAGAUCAAGCAUGGCAACCUGAGUUUUCACAACGCAAAGUUGAUAGGGAGCUAUUCGCUGAGAGUAGGGCGGAGUAGUUGUAGGGUCUAUUAGAGACAUCUUCUGUUCUCCGUAGCUGAAGCUCAGGAUGCCGACGGUUUCUCCCAGCAGCAGCAGCCGUCAAUCCUCAGGCCAGAUGUUGCCGGGAAGAAUAGUGAUUACCACCUGUCUGCUAGUUGUUACCGUUGCGGUACCGGACAAGAUACCUAUAGGAGCAAUAUUUCCGCCUGGCACAGAUGACCUCCAGACUGCUCUCAAAUACUCAUUUUAUGUUCAUAACAACGAUACACAAGCUCGUUUCAAGGUGGAGCCCGUCAUAGACCAAGUAGAUAGUGAAGAUCCUUUUAAAAUCGCACGGACUC